UGCGGUCCAGCCGGGGCUGGCUCUGCGCUCCCCCAGCCGGCGGCGGCUGCAGCGCCCGGGCUCCUCCGCCUAAGCCAGCCCCGCUGCGGAACAACGCCGCCGGGGAGCCGCCGGACCACGGGGCAAGUUGGACGCGAUGCCGGAGACUGGCUGGCUGCGAGGCAGCCUCGCCUCUGGAGCUGCCGCUUGCUUUGAACGCUGAACCCCGGGCGAAAGCUCCACUCCCCUGCCGCGGGGGCUGCCGGAGGUGGAGGGAAAGGGGUUGCCCGGGACUCGGCGCUGAAAAUGUAAUCCAGAGGAGCUGCUCUGGCUAGGAGACUGCUGACCUUUUCGUCCAGGUUGGCCUGUGACCCCCCCCACCCACCCCACCUGGCAGCUUGACACCCCGAGCCCGCUAGACCACCCCUCUGGUGUCCCUAUGGAAGCAGCUGUUUCUAUCUGAGACUGGGACCGUAUGCAGAAGUUGAGGAGGGGGAUGGCUUGUCCUAUUCAUGAAGCCUGCAUACUUCUGUUGCUAAUACUUGGGUUGGUCACUCCAGCUGCCAUCAAUCAUGAAGACUACCCUGCUGAUGAAGGCGACCAGACCUCAAGUAAUGACAAUCUGAUCUUUGAUGACUAUCGAGGGAAAGGCUGUGUGGAUGACAGUGGCUUUGUAUACAAACUGGGAGAACGUUUUUUCCCGGGGCAUUCCAACUGUCCUUGUGUCUGUACUGAGGAUGGACCUAUUUGUGAUCAACCAGAAUGCCCUAAAAUCCACCCAAAGUGUACUAAAGUGGAACACAAUGGAUGCUGCCCAGAGUGCAAAGAAGUGAAAAACUUUUGUGAAUAUCAUGGGAAAAAUUACAAAAUCUUGGAGGAAUUUAAGCCCUCUCCAUGUGAAUGGUGUCGUUGUGAGCCCAGCAAUGAAGUUCACUGUCUUGUAGCAGACUGCGCAGUUCCUGAAUGUGUCAACCCAGUCUAUGAACCAGAACAGUGUUGUCCUGUCUGCAAAAAUGAUGUUUUCAGAGAACUAUCCACGAUGACUCCAAGAUCUUUAAAUGGUCCAAACUGCUUUGCAGGAACCACCAUAAUUCCGGCUGGCAUUGAAGUGAAAGUGGAUGAGUGUAACAUCUGUCACUGUCACAACGGGGACUGGUGGAAGCCUGCUCAGUGUUCAAAACGCGAAUGCCACGGCAAGCAGACUCUGUAGAGGCAAAAUCCAGACCAAUGACAAGUCUAUUAAAAAGCAAACGUAACGGCUUCUACACUGCACAUGUUAAACCUCCUGCCAGCUGCAAUAGGGUCACCAGCAAAACCUUUUAGGGUUAACAAAAGUGAAUAUUUUGCUAACAGGAAAGUUCUCACACACCGUAUACAGAAUAUAUAUCCAGUAGCUAGAUAUCUAAUCUGCUUUUGCUUGAUGGGGACUCGAUAGCUGAGGUUUUGGAAGGGAAAAUACCUGCACAGGUUCCUCCACUCAUAAUGCCUCCACCGUGCCAAUUAACUUGUAGCUUUUCCUACAAUGUGAAUUGCAUUUUCGCUGUUGUGAUUUUUUUUUUUUUUUUAAGCAUCUUCCUAAACUUUUUCACAGCCAGGGUCUUCUGGGUAAUAAGAUUAUGGGUAAAACAAGAAUGAACGCUUUUUAAAUGUCUCAUGAUGCUAAAAAUAGAGAUGGGAGGUGGAUGGCUGGAUAGAUGGAAUAAAUCAAACUGGACUGUAAACUACAGAAAGGUCAGGCUAGAUACCUAGAUAAAGAGGGAUCGGCCAUGCGCUAGGAACACUCUGUCUGUGUUACGCUUUCUCCACCGAGUGGGGACAAUCAAGUUGAAGAAAUCUACACAAUAAUCACGACCGAUACGUUAAAGCUGUCAAUCAAAUCACUAAAUGAUGCCGGAUAACAGCAGUAGGUGGACACAACUCCCUUGAUACCGUUGAAGAUGAUGGGAAAACACAAAUCAAAAUAAUUUGGAAAAUGACAAACACUAGAUUUGCAGCCGAGGUUGAAACUGUGCCCCAUUUGUCACCAGCAUGGAUCAAGCUCUUUGUUUUGGGCUGUUCGUAAUCACUUUGGAUACACAUACAUUCCUGGUGUACGUGUGCUGCCUUACACCAGCGAUUAGUUCGGCCCUUUGUGGCUUCUGCUAGCAUAAACUGUUGGCCCAAUGUGCACAGACCCACUGUGAAUAUGCAUUGAUCAGCAUUGACCCUAGCCCUCUGAUUUGGUUUCAACAUGCAGCUACGUCUGCAUGUACCUUGUCACUGUGCCAUCACCACUCUGCCUCAAACCCUAGUCUCACUGAAGUCAGUGGCGAAUUUCACUUGACCUCAGUGAGACCAAGAUUUGGCCACUGUUUCUGUUUCAAGUGCAGAUCUGAACACAUCUCUGACCAGCCCCCCAGUGAGAUUUCUGCAGCUGUUUGCUGGAGAUUUUUUGUUAUGAAUUAAAAUAUUGGAUGUGAUAAAAAAAAAUGUUAAAAUCACAAAACUGCCCCAGAGCACCCGCAGAAAGAGUGACAAUGGACAACUGGUUGUUCACAGAGCAAGCUAAACCUAUGCCCUCACUAGCAUACAUGGUAUGAGCUGUUGCCUAGUGUGUUCUCCUGUCCUAUGGACAGUGGACAAGAUAUGGUUUCCUGAGAACACUCUUAAUGAGCCCCUCAUUUUCUCACCAUUCCCCAAGGCCUGUGCCCACACGGCCAAGGAACCCAUCUGUAACAUCCCCACUCCCAGGAGGUGAGCAUGCUCCUUGCAUCUCUGACACGCCUAGACCCUAGCAGCCCAAGAGCAAAUGAUCAAGUUUAAAUGAGCUCAUCCUGGGACUCUUCCCACUGACUCCAGUGGAAACUGGCCAAGGCUCAGACUGGUGUGAUGUGCUACCAGUGAACUAGGCCCGCAAAGGCAUAUUUCCCUGGAUUUACAGCAGCACUUGUCAUACAAGGCCAGAUUAUUAACCUCCUCUCCAUGCUGAGUCAUACCUUCCUCCUGGUGUAGCUCAAUUGAAGCCAGUGGGCCCAAUCACAAAGCAAGGUGCUACUCAGCAUGAGACAGAGGAUCUGAAUGUCUCCCACAGACAUUACACGUCUUCCCUCCUAAAAGCAGCUAGUUCCAGCAAGAGCCAUUCCUAAAAUGAACGUGGUGAGGGGUUGGCCCUCCAACGCCUUGAGUAAACUGGUUUCCUUGCAGUACAAAUAGCUUUGCCAUCGUGCAGACCACCAAGAGCCCUUUCUGCAGAGCACUGAUCUGCACCCAGGUUGGAACUUUACUGUGGCAGCCAUUCAUAGAUAAUAUGCGAUCUUGAAUCAUUCAUGAGCAUCCCUGUGUGAUUUAGUCAUGCCCACACAAAGUAGAGGCAUUCCAGGCUUUCUGUGCACGGAGAGACAUGGUUUCCUUUGCACUAAGGUAGCCUAGUGUCAGCUUUGAAAUUCACAUUCGUGGGAAUAAAAAAUAAAUGAUGUGGCUGGGGUGGA
Caretta caretta (loggerhead turtle) is the source of this 3446-nucleotide messenger RNA. RefSeq names its product von Willebrand factor C domain containing 2 like (gene VWC2L). Gene Ontology annotation, biological process: negative regulation of BMP signaling pathway. Gene Ontology annotation, molecular function: protein binding. The record is from RefSeq and is a predicted model, not a curated record. Lineage: Eukaryota; Metazoa; Chordata; Testudines; Cheloniidae. Gene Ontology annotation, cellular component: AMPA glutamate receptor complex.